GUUGUCUGUGGUAAUACGUCAAGUAGAAAACGCAAAUCUGCAACUUCACACAUUAUCUUCAAACGUAAUGUUUACGGUUUAAUAAGUUUCUUGUUAAGAAGAAAUGGGAACAAGGGGAAAGGUCAGCACAGGACGCUUACAUGGAUUUUUUAAGUGAUCUUAACAGUAUUGCCGAUGAAAUAGAGCAAGAUGCUCACGACGGUGUAAUUUUAAACGUACAGGGUUUAACUUUACCAGUUGACGGCGUUCAGAGGGGUACCGCGGAUUUGUCUUGCAAUCCUGGAUACAAACUGGAUACAGGGAGUUUGUCAUGUAAGCCAUGUCCACCAGGGUUUUACUUGGAUUCUGAUACGGAAAACUGUGAGUUCUGUAAGAUAGGAGAAUAUAUGGACACUGAAGGAGCCAACCAAUUUCAUUUAUGUCCCGACGGCUACAGUACAUUGUCUACUGGCGCUAAAGACAUCAACAAGUGUUUAAAAUUAUGCAGCCCAGGCUACUUUUCCAGUGCAACCAUGGAGCCAUGUGCAGCUUGUACAAUCGGCACCUACCAAUCAGAACAAGGUAAAUCUACCUGCCACUCCUGCCCAGCUGGAAAAGCUACUAGUAAAACAAGCAGCAUCUCUGAAGAUGAUUGCAACUUCUUUGAUGUGUUCUUAAAUGGUUUACCUGAAAGGAUAGUAAUUGGUUCUUUUACAGCUGAUAAACCUUCGGUCCUGACAAUGUCUGUUUGGCUCAAGGUACAGGGCCAAAUAAAUGAAGAGGUUACAAUCUACAUUGCUGAUCCAGUCGGUGAUAUAGUAACUCUACGGGUAGCCAGUGAGAUCUCGAUACAAAUUGAAUCAGGUAACGUUGCUUUGACUAACAAAAGGUUGUCAACUAGCCACUGGACACAUAUCAAUUGUACUAUUGAUAUAGCAUCCGGUACCUUGCAAUUAUAUGUCGCAGGGGAAUUGGAGGUAGACGAGACGGGAAUUUCUAUUGAACCGUCACGCUCAAUGUCAGUUGGCAGCGUUGAAUUAGUUGCUGAUACGAAUGGAUUACAUGUGUCUGGAUUGGUUCUCUAUGGUCGCACACUUACGGAAGUUGAUAUUACGUCAUUAUCACAAACAUGCGCAGUAACACACAGUGAUGAAGUAUUUUCAAUGACAGAAAUUUUGCCAUAUGUUAAAGACGGCUUAACUAUUAUAACACCAACCUCAUGUGACCGUGAGUAGUCAAUAACAUUCUAGCAUA
Molecule: messenger RNA, 1233 nt
Organism: Ruditapes philippinarum (Manila clam)
Lineage: Eukaryota; Metazoa; Mollusca; Bivalvia; Venerida; Veneridae
Exons: 5
Coding region: 141-1214 (357 amino acids)
Biological process (GO): signal transduction
Cellular component (GO): cell surface
Source: RefSeq, a predicted model, not a curated record